CAAGAGACAGAUGCAGUACCCCGUAGUAGCAGUGCCAUUGAGUUUAGAUUGUUGUCCCUGACGUUGUUGUGUACUGCAGCAGCUGCUUUAUCCUAUUUUCACAGAGAAACACGUCGUGGGGAUGUAGUGCGUCACAUUGCAGAUUACAUAAAACUCCUCCCUCGUUGAUAGAUAAUAAAUAUCACAACGGCACACUAGCUAGUUGCUAGUUGAGCAGCGAUGGAGUGGCGAAGCAACAACGACGGGCUGUCCGACAGCGAGUCCCCUGAAAGGGACACACGCUGUCCCCGCCAGCAGACCUCAUCAACACAGCUCUCGAGUUGUGCCGAGGCAUCCCUGUGCCAAAACCAGCAGCAGGGUUGCUCGACAACCUCCAUGGUGUCCAGCUGGAUGCUGGCUGAGGCCCAGGACCGCCUUUGCGCUUUAAGGUUCCACAGCUCUGAAUCCCUGGAGCAGGAACAUGCUCGGACUCGGGCGAGCCCCACGGAGCUCACACAUACUGUGGAGGAGUGGCUCCGCAAGGAGCUCAUGCUGGGAGGUCGGGAGCACAGUCGAGGACCUGUGCUCGGUGCUGACGGAAGUUGGGAUGUUUUUGAUAAAAGUAUCAUCAAUGUCCAAAAUGAACUAUCGGAAGAAGAACAGUGCAAGGCGCCAGUCCACAUGUCUGAGCAGGACCUCAGGCACUUUGGUAUGUUACGACGAUGGGACGACAGUCAGCGAUUCCUGGCAGCGAAGCCUCAGCUCAUCUGCGAGGAGACGGCCAACUAUUUAUAUUUGUGGUGCAUUGCUCUCCAGCAGGAGGGGAAAGAAGCACUCAUGGAGCAGGUGGCUCACCAAGCAGUCGCCAUGAAGUUUGUCCUGGAGAUGGCCUCAAACUCACAGCAGGACCCCAGAGGCUGCUUCAGGCAUUUCUUCAAAAAAGCCAAAGAAGGACAAGACGUCUACUUGGAAGUCUUCCACACCGAGCUCGAGGCCUUCAAAUCCCGAGUGAGAGAACAUGUGGUCAGGUAUAAAAGCACCACGUCCAACAACAUAACCCAGCAGCCGAGCAACGGCACAAACUGCAGACUUGACCCCAAAGAAUCUCCGAACAUUUUAGCACAAGUGGCGGAGCACAACACCAAGCGCUGUUUAGAAACUGGACUGAUGAUAAACACAGAGAGGUGGACAAAGGACGAUGCCACGGAAAGUGACGAUACACGCAUGAUGGAGACUUCUUAGGAAACAUGGCUGCCUUUCUUCCAUCUUCACCUUUUCCCCAUUUAGGAGCCCUUCUUAACGACACCCAAGCACAACAGGAAAAAAAAAGACCAGCACGAUUAGUCAGGUCUCGAAUGCCACCAUUUGUCGUCA
Molecule: messenger RNA, 1353 nt
Organism: Syngnathus acus (greater pipefish)
Lineage: Eukaryota; Metazoa; Chordata; Actinopteri; Syngnathiformes; Syngnathidae
Gene: cdc37l1
Product: cell division cycle 37-like 1
Exons: 7
Coding region: 220-1221 (333 amino acids)
Biological process (GO): protein folding; protein stabilization
Cellular component (GO): cytoplasm
Molecular function (GO): protein-folding chaperone binding; heat shock protein binding
Source: RefSeq, a predicted model, not a curated record